This is a messenger RNA of Clunio marinus, 219 nucleotides long. NCBI's taxonomy places the organism in Eukaryota, Metazoa, Arthropoda, Insecta, Diptera, Chironomidae. The record is from the annotation of a GenBank genome assembly.
AUGCUUCUACAUUUGGGCCAUCAUGAAUUAAAUCAAACAAUUUCAGAUCUUUUUGCACGUCCUAAGAUGAAAUUAUAUGGCCAAAAUGAAAUCACAUCACAGACCUUUAAUAGAGUGAGAAGAAAAAAAAUUGAACGGUUUGCAUUGUACACGAAAACGAGCAAAAAGUUCACAAGUACAAGUGUACAAGAUUCUUAUUAUUCCAAACGAAAUGUUUGA